AUAAACUGGUUUCGUGUCAUGUAAACAUAUUUCCUCAUCUCUGCUCGUUUUCACGAUGUUGAUCGGAACUUCCAUUGACAGCAUCUUUCAAAAUGUUGUUUGCAUUAUUAUCAUAUAUGUUAAUGUUACUAUUCUUCCAUGUUACAGUGGGUUUCACAAGCCCAGAAGAUAUCACUCGUUAUCUAGAUUUCAUUUACGUUAUGACUUUUAUCGUCAGGGUGGACUUAUUUUACACACAUGGCAGUGAUUUAAAAGACGAAAGUUUGCAUUUUUGUUUUACUGAUGUCAGAUGUCAUUAUAUGAACAUUUUGUCGGAUAUUACCCAUUGGCUGAGGUAUACCCGUAUUCUAGUCGUCAAGUGAUUGGUUGACAUUAUCCUGACAAUCUGUUAUAUUAUAUUUUGCCAUCCUGUUGUUCUGAGUAUAACCUGUCCUGGGAAGAAUACCAUCUUACACACAACCAGAUGGAGUACUGCGAGAGCCAAGAUUCACGGAGAUAUGAAGUUUCACAGUCCAGGUCUCCAGGCAGUCCCGAUCGACAAUACUGUUCCUCCACCACGCAGCCGCUGGGUGACUCCAUGCUCGGCCAUGCAGAGGAAGGGAUGAAGGAGGAGGACCUCCCUCGAAGGUUGUGCCUUGUUUGCGGGGAUGUUGCAUCAGGCUUCCAUUAUGGGGUAGCUUCCUGUGAAGCAUGCAAAGCAUUUUUCAAGAGGACCAUUCAGGGAAAUAUCGAAUACACUUGUCCUGCAUCAAAUGAUUGUGAAAUUAACAAACGACGAAGAAAAGCUUGUCAGGCGUGCCGCUUCCAAAAGUGCCUGCGAAUGGGCAUGUUGAAGGAAGGUGUGCGGCUGGACAGGGUGAGAGGGGGUCGACAGAAAUACAGACGCAAUCCUGAGCUACCUUAUCAAGUUCAACCCUUACCACCCAUCAAACCAAUCCCCACACUUGAAGAGAAUAAGAUGCUGGAGGCACUGUCAUCAUGUGAACCCGAAAUUCUGCUUGCCUCCCAUGAUUCGAGUUUGUCGGAUCCAGAGUAUCAUAUCAUGAGCACUCUGAGCGAGCUGUAUGACAGGGAACUGGUGCUCAUCAUCAGUUGGGCCAAGCAGAUUCCAGGAUUCACUGACCUCUCUCUCAACGACCAAAUGAGGCUUCUCCAGAGCACGUGGGCUGAAAUUCUAACACUUACACUCACAUACAGAUCCUUGUCAUGUACAGGAAAACUAAGGUUUGCUUCAGACUUCACAUUGGAUGAGAAACAGGCCCGAGAAUGUGGCGCAAUUGAGCUUUACCAACACUGUAUGCAGAUAAUUGAAAGGCUAGAGAGAUUGAGCAUCGCUAAGGAGGAGUACUACAUUAUGAAGGCUCUAGUUCUUGCAAAUUCUGACGUGCGCAUGGACGAGUUUGUAUCACUCAAAAAGUUUCGGGACAGCAUCCUUUCAGCACUCUCUGACUGUGUUGCAGUCAUACGACCAAACACAUCGACAUACCAUAUGCACCAUCUCCUGCUGUGCCUGCCAUCUUUACGUCAAGCAGAUCAGGUAAUCAGACGAUACUGGACGGGUAUUCAUCGUGAGGGCAAGGUACCCAUGAACAAAUUGUUUGUCGAGAUGCUCGAGGCUUAUUUCCGAUAGGACAGGCUCACUCGGACAUCAGACGAGGCUCAGUGUGGUUGGACAUCAGGUCUGUAUUGAUCAGUAUUAUUGAGAUGUGUCUGGAUUUUGUGAUAUGAAUCCAUCCAAGUGACAGGAUCUUCCAAAAGUAUCUGUGGCUCACAGAUGUGAAUAACACUCGAUGUUGAAUCAUGUAACUUUUGAUGACUCAUAUUUUAAACUAAAAAGAAUAUAUAUCACAUUUGUAGUACAUAGUCAUUGAAUGCAAGAAGGUCUGAUUUUAAUUGAGUACACUUAUUUGAGUCUGAUGUGGAACAAAUGAUGUGUUCUAGUGAUUGGCGUGUUUUAUUUAAAGUAAAGUAAUUUUAAUUUUAAGGUGAUGAACAUUAGCUGAUAUGGAAUGCAGUAACAAUAUAAAUUAAAUUUACCAACUUUUAGAUCAACACGUAUCACUUUGGAAGGGAAUUGUUCUCUGUAAGAGGUGAGAAGUACCAGAAAGCUAUAUUAAAAUUUUGUGUUUAAUUAAAUUCUUAUCACAUUUGUUAUAAUUUUCCGUAUCUUUCAUCACAUAAAUAAGAUACAGAGUCAAUGGAUGUUUUUAAUUGGUUGUUGACGUGAGUAUACAUGUAACCGUGUAAAGCAAUCAUUUUGUAUCCAGUAAAAUGUCUGUAGAAAUUAGUGUGAUUGGUUUUGACUAUCUCUGUUCUUGAGAAGAAAAUGUUAUUGUCGGUAGCCAUAGAGAAUAUUUGACAACAGAAUAAAAUACUGCCCCUCAUACACAUCUCAGAAUACUGAUCAAGCACAUGCAGCUGUAGUGUUCAGUUUAAAAUAAUUGUAGACCAGAGGUUCUCAACCGGUAAACAAUAGACUAUGCACACAUUUUUUGUGAUGAUGUGUUAUUUUAUAUGAUGAAAAAAAAUUACCUGAUUUCAGAAAAAGCUGUUUGAUAAUGCCUUAAGUAAAAGUAAAGUUUGUC
Molecule: messenger RNA, 2585 nt
Organism: Zootermopsis nevadensis
Lineage: Eukaryota; Metazoa; Arthropoda; Insecta; Blattodea; Termopsidae
Gene: ERR
Product: estrogen-related receptor
Biological process (GO): regulation of DNA-templated transcription
Cellular component (GO): nucleus
Molecular function (GO): steroid binding; sequence-specific DNA binding; nuclear steroid receptor activity
Source: RefSeq, a predicted model, not a curated record